CAGGCGGCGGAAGUUUGUGUUGUGUUGUGGAAGUCGGAUGUGCUUCAAACUAAAAACCUGCCCCGUACAGGUGUUAUAUUUUAAACUCAGCGGUUAAAUGCGGAGUGUAACGUUAUUUAUCAGUGCGCAGUAAAUUAGAGGUAAAAUGUCGAACCUUAAAGAGUCCAUGGAGAAACUGACCCGGGUCUAUGAGCGCUACACCGAGUAUGUGAAGAGAAAUCCAGCCGCCACAGCUCAGCUGGAGAGCACCGUGAGGACCCUGUCUUACCUGAUCGCAGGGCGAUUUGCAGAUUCCCAUGAAAUAUCUGAACUAGUGUACUCUGCCUCCAACCUCCUGGUGCUGUUUAACGACAGCAUUCUGCGCAAAGGGCUGAGAUGUGCCUUCCCUGUGUCUCUGUCUCAGCAGAGACUCCUCACCUGGCUCUCCGUGUUGGAGUACAUGGAAGUCUUCCUGGAGAUGGGAGCCUGUAAGCUGUGGGGAGACGUCGGCCGCUGGCUGGUGAUCGGACUCAUUCAGAUUUUUAAGUCAGUUUUUCGCCUUGUGCUUCUUCUGUGGUACAAAUCUGGCAUCCAGACUUCGCCUCCCAUAAUCCCCCUCGACAGAGGAGCAGAAUUUGCCAGUGAAGAUGAUGGGAACAGGGAGCAGUCAGGUGACACCUGCUUCGUGGGUCAGAGGUCAGGACGUGUCAUCAGACCACUAGGCAGCGCUCCCUCCCUGCAGGCGCGGCUGUGGGGAGCACCGAGUCAGACGAAGAGGAGGAGCAGCUUAAAUGAAGAGAAGCUCCACAACAAACCGACUCAGCUGGGGCUCCAGGAGACGCUCGCCGAGUCUGUGUACAUCGGACGGCCUCUUGUACACCUACUCUGCCUCGGACUCUGUGGGAAACAAUCGUGGACGCCGUGGCUCGUCUCCGGAGUCCUGGAACUGUCCAGCUUCGCCGUGCUCAGUGAUGCUAAAUUCCAAAAUCGAUGGGAGAAAGCUGAGAUGAGGAGGAGGACCUUCCUGCUGCUCUACUACCUCCUGCGUUCACCCUUCUAUGACAAAUACUCUGAGGAAAAGAUUCUGUUCCUGCUCAGACUUCUGGCUGAUCACGUUCCAGGAAUCGGCCUCGUAGCACGCCCUCUGAUGGAUUACCUCCCCACCUGGCAGAAGAUCUACUUCUACAACUGGGGAUAAAACCUGCCGCCAUCUUUGAUGGUCACAAGUCGACGAGGGCAACGGUGAGACCGGAGCUGUCAGGCCCAGGGACUGAGACACUUUUUUUAAUUCCCCAAAAAUCAGAGUAAAGACGUGGAGAUGAUUACCACGUCCUUGAUCCUGACACUACAGAGCUCUGCUGUGACUCGUACUAAAAGAAAAGACUUGCCUCGUGCAUCAAAUGUCGGAGAACUUCAUUCUUUGAGUCCAUGAUUGGUGCUGCCAUCUGUGCUGUGAUUAGUUUGCUUCUUGCAUUGACAGUUUUAUAACAUGUGACUGAAUAACUCUGUGAGCGACGUUAUCGUUUCAUUCCAUCGUAAAAGCAGUGUUUUUAUCUGUCGAGGUCGAGAUCAGGCGCCAGCUGAGCUCUUAAAACUGAGAAGCACAUCAUUCAAGUUGAGCAGCAGCUCAUCUCCACCAGCACGGAUCUGAAUUUCCAGUUGAUCUAGUUAGAGGGUCUUGAUGCUGAAUAGAGGGAGUGCACACACACACACACACACACACACACACGACUGAACAGCACCACAGACAACACAUUAAACAUGAUGGAAACUUGUGAGACAGCAAAAACAGGUUUAAGACUCCAUGUGUGUGUUUGUGUGUGUGAUGACAUGCGAUUGACGAGAGCGAGCCCCAGGUUUGAAAUCUUUAUUAACAUACUGAAUAAGUUUCUUUUUGUAGCCUACAAAUAAAUAGUUGAACAUUU
Molecule: messenger RNA, 1904 nt
Organism: Epinephelus lanceolatus (giant grouper)
Lineage: Eukaryota; Metazoa; Chordata; Actinopteri; Perciformes; Serranidae
Gene: pex16
Product: peroxisomal biogenesis factor 16
Biological process (GO): peroxisome organization
Cellular component (GO): peroxisomal membrane
Source: RefSeq, a predicted model, not a curated record